AUGGCAUUCGUAAAACAAACCGAAUUUUCCGUUGAAUGUAUCAACUGGUUGGAAGAGGCAUUCGCUGAAAAUUACUUCACUAGCUAUGAUUAUUCGGAAUUUAAGAAUAUGGAAAUGAUGUGUAGCGAUUCCUUCAGAAACACCUUUCGAACGAAUUAUAAGGAAGAUAGCACUCUUUUGGUCGUGAAAUCAUUAUCCAUCAAAGAAAUCGUAAAUGAGUUAAAAUUUCAAAGAGAAAUCGGUUCACAUGAAAACAUUCUACGACCUUAUGGAAUCUCAAAGAUUGAAACCGCCUCAAAUUCUUUAAGCAAAUACGCCAAAUUAGAUAUUUAUAGCGUUGGUGUUUUAUUAUGGCAAAUAUCUAUAACAAAUGGAAACAGGGAAAUGAUCACCAAAAAUACACCAGUCGAAUUUAGCAAUUUAUACACUGCGUGCUGUUCAGAAGAUCCAAACAAUCGACCCUCAAUUAAACGCGUUGUAACAUCAAUUAAAUCAAUGGUCGAGAAAGUUGACCAAGAUUUGAUCUCACGGUAUAGAGUUGCAUUGUGCUACGAAAAUGGGAUAGGAUUUCAAAUAGAUUAUGAAAAGGCCUUUAAUCUAUACAAAUCGGUCGCGGAAAAAAGUACAUAUAACCUAGCGCAAUAUAAGUGUGGUUUUUUUUACGAAAAUGAAAAAGGUGUUAAGAAGGAUUUGAUGACUGCCUUUAAAUGGUAUACGGUCUCAGCAAAUAACGGUAAUAAGUUUGCACAAUACAGUCUGGGUUCAUGUUAUGAAAAUGGAAAAGGGGUGGACAUCGAUAAGGAAAAAUCAUUUAUAUGGUAUAAACAAUCAGCGCAACAAGAUUAUACCGAUGCGCAAUAUAAAACUGGAUUCUUUUAUGAAAAAGGAAUAGGAGUCAGAAAGGAUUUGAAAAAUGCCUCAUUUUGGUACCAUAAAUCAGCAAAGAAUGGGAAUAAGAUUGCACAAUUCAAUCUGGGUAGAUUUUAUGAAAAUGGAUGGAACGUUGAAAAGGAUGUCAUUAAAGCAUUUGAAUGUUUAGGAUACUUUUAUGAGAAUGGCAUAGAGGUGGAAAAGGAUUACGAGAUAGCCUUUGAAUGGUAUCGAAAAUCCGUAGUGAAUGGAAAUAAAGCCGCAAAAAUUAAAUUAGGCUUCUUUUACGAGAAAGGUAAUUGCUAUAGCAAAGGAAUUGGAACCAACGCAGAUAAAGAAAAGGCAUUCGAAUUAUAUCUGCUCGCCGCCGAAAAAGGAAAUGCAGAGGCACAGAAUUACCUAACAUUGAUGGAUGAACAUAAAGAAAAUGUUCAUGAAAUCAACCUUAAUAAAAACAGCUUACACCUUGAAAAUGUAGAGAAUAUUGUCGUAUUAUAG
Messenger RNA from Funneliformis geosporum, 1368 nucleotides. NCBI's taxonomy places the organism in Eukaryota, Fungi, Glomeromycota, Glomeromycetes, Glomerales, Glomeraceae. The record is from the annotation of a GenBank genome assembly.